GGCCACAUCUUUCAAGUCCCAAAAAAGCAGGUUUGGCGUUACUUCGAGUCCUUAGGUGAACGCUAUGGUCCUGUCGUGGGUCUCUCUCUCGCCGGUGACCACUUAGUGAUUCUAAAUCACCCUGAUGAUGCCGAAGAGUUGCUCAACCGACGGUCCCAUAACUAUUUCUCGCGCAAGCCUCUGGUUUAUGCGGGUAAAUAUCAAUCACGCGGGAAGAGAUUGGUUUUGCUACCGUACGGCCCUCAGCUGAAGCUGCAUCGUGCUGCAUUUUACCAAAUGCUCCAGCCAAGGGUCAUCGGUUCAUAUGAGGCCAUGCAAGAAGAAGAGUCUACCAGGUAUCUUUAUAACAUGCUGACAAAGCCACUCGAGGCAGAUCUUAAUAGCAAACGAUAUGCGGCUGCCACAGUCUUUCGCUUAAGCUACGGGAAGCGCUUGAGUGACGACGAUCAGGAUCUCAACGCUGUCUUGACCAUUCUGGAUAACUUUAUCCAAGAUUGUUAUCCCGGUUCUCACUUGGUCGACGCUCUUCCAAUGCUUGAUUGUUUACCUGACUUUCUCUCUCCCUGGCGAAAAUCUGCCCACGAGAAGCAUCUCUAUACCCACCUUAUGCGCGAAGUGGAGGCGAGGAUUGCCGCCGGCGACGACUCGGAUUGCUUUGCAGGAAGGCUGUUGCAAGACCACGAUAAGGAUGCGCUAGAAACGGAGUCUCUGGCAUAC
Gloeophyllum trabeum ATCC 11539 is the source of this 717-nucleotide messenger RNA. Its product is annotated as cytochrome P450. The annotation marks the transcript as partial. The record is from RefSeq and is a predicted model, not a curated record. NCBI's taxonomy places the organism in Eukaryota, Fungi, Basidiomycota, Agaricomycetes, Gloeophyllales, Gloeophyllaceae. The transcript is spliced from 5 exons. Gene Ontology annotation, molecular function: monooxygenase activity; oxidoreductase activity, acting on paired donors, with incorporation or reduction of molecular oxygen; heme binding.